Molecule: messenger RNA, 2403 nt
Organism: Phalacrocorax carbo (great cormorant)
Lineage: Eukaryota; Metazoa; Chordata; Aves; Suliformes; Phalacrocoracidae
Source: RefSeq, a predicted model, not a curated record
GGCCCCGCCGCCGCGGCGCGAGAGUAGCCUUAGUCCGGCGGGCGGUGGCGGGCGCUGGGGGAUGCGGGGUGUGAUGGAAGGCGGUGGGUCGCUGCUGGAGCGGGCGGCCGUCGGCAGCCCGCUCUCCCUGGUGCUGGCCGCCUCCGCCUUCGCGCUGAGCCUCGGCUACCUGCUCCAGCUGGGUUACCGGCGUCACGCGGGCUCCGCCCGAGGGAAAUACCCACCCUAUAUUUCAUCAAGCAUCCCUUUUCUUGGACAUGCAAUCGCAUUUGGAAAAAGUCCCAUUGAAUUUUUGGAAAAUGCUUAUGACAAGUAUGGACCUGUAUUCAGUUUCACUAUGGUUGGCAAGACAUUCACAUACUUACUGGGUAGUGAUGCCGCUGCUUUACUCUUCAACAGUAAAAAUGAAGAUUUGAACGCAGAGGAUGUAUACUCUCGGUUAACUACACCAGUUUUUGGCAAGGGAGUUGCUUAUGAUGUCCCUAAUGUGGUAUUUUUGGAACAGAAGAAGAUGCUCAAAACCGGGCUAAAUAUUGCCCAGUUUAAACAGCAUGUAUCUGUGAUUGAAGAAGAGACAAAGGAGUAUUUCAAAGCAUGGGGAGAGAGCGGAGAAAAAAACCUGUUUGAAGCCCUUUCAGAACUUAUCAUUUUGACAGCAAGCCAUUGCUUACAUGGGAAAGAAAUAAGAAGCUUACUGAAUGAGAAGGUGGCUCAGCUGUAUGCUGAUCUGGAUGGGGGUUUUACACAUGCUGCCUGGCUUCUGCCAGGCUGGCUACCACUGCCGAGCUUCAGACGUCGAGAUCGAGCACACAAAGAAAUAAAGAACAUUUUCUACAAGGUUAUCCAGAAACGCCGAAAAUCUGAGGAAAAGGAAGACGACAUGCUCCAAACUCUGCUCGACGCUUCGUACAAGGAUGGCCGUCCGCUGACAGACAAUGAAAUUGCUGGAAUGCUUAUCGGGCUGCUGCUAGCGGGGCAGCACACAUCCUCCACCACCAGUGCCUGGCUUGGCUUCUUCAUAGCCAGAGACAAAUCCAUACAGGACCAGUGCUAUGCAGAACAAAAGGCAGUCUGUGGGGAUGACUUGCCACCAUUAACUUACGACCAGCUCAAGGAACUCAGUUUGCUGGAUCGCUGUCUAAAAGAGACUUUAAGGCUUAGACCGCCUAUAAUGACCAUGAUGAGAAUGGCCAGAACUCCCCAAACUGUUGCUGGAUAUGACAUUCCCCCCGGCCAUCAGGUCUGUGUAUCUCCCACUGUUAACCACAGACUCAGGGACUCCUGGAGAGAUGCUCUAGACUUCAAGCCUGACCGGUAUCUCCAAGAUAACCCAGCAGCCGGAGAGAAAUUUGCGUAUGUUCCAUUUGGCGCUGGUCGUCAUCGCUGCAUUGGAGAAAACUUUGCUUAUGUUCAGAUUAAGACUAUUUGGUCUACUUUGCUUCGUUUGUAUGAAUUUGAUCUCAUCAAUGACUAUUUUCCGACUAUAAAUUAUACAACAAUGAUACACACACCCAAUAACCCUGUUAUCCGAUACAAGAGGCGGUCACUGUAAAUUCUGGAGCUAAAACCUUACUUAUUUGUGUGAACUAACAGACUUUUGAACAGAAUGAUGACAAAAUGAGUGACAAGUGGAACCUGUUAGAUAAGCAACAAUGAUCUACCAAAUGCAAGGUCAUCUCUUUUGUUUGCCCACACUGUUUAAUGCUGCCUUGUAUAACUGCUUGUUCUACAAAUUUCUCACUGCAUUUUUAAAGAAAAAGCCUUUUCUAUUGGUGUAAUACUUUUAAGGUGCAUGCCAACCCUUUACAGUGAAGAAAUAAGUAAUUUCUAUAAAUGGAACUCUGCUUUUGAAAACAUAAUGGAAGGUUACUUUUCCCCAGCUAACAAGGGGUAAGACUGCGUACCUCACCGCUGUGUCCAGUUAGAGUAACUCCACCAGGGUGCAGGUGCUGCGGGGCAAUGGAUGUGGUGGUGCCCUACCUUUGAUACUUGUGAUUCUGUUCCAAGGGAACUAGGUAUGGCCUUGGCUGGUUCUUGAAGUGCCCACGUGUCUACAGAACACUCAUAGGGAGGUGGUCUCUUCUGAGAAUAAAUGAUUUAAAUGUCAAACUUGAGGCAGCUGUGAAAAGCUUAAAAAAAUUUUCUACAAAAAAAAAUCCACAAACUUUGGAAAGUAGUGAUCUCUGGAAACUUGAUAUAAGUGUGAAAGUAACAAUGUUAAUUUUGUAAAUAACAAACAUGUUUGUGUAUAAAAUGGUCACAGAUUAAGUGAAGUAGUUGAAUGUUGUCCCCCUUUGUACUGACUCACUGAGGACUAUAAAAUGGUGUUUGGUUCAAGAGUGGCAGUGAUAAAUGGUAACGAGCUCUGGCUCACAGGCACUUUGAAUUAAAUUUAUAAACAAA